GGCCCCAUGUGAGCGGAUUGCAACACAUGCAGCUGCCUGGAGAGAGGGAGCCGGUGUCCUACGUCAGAGCCGCCGCCGCGGAGCCGCCGCCGGGGAGGAGCAGCCGCUGCCGCCCAGGACUGGGCCCUUAGGGAGGAGGAGGCGAGAAGAUGGCGGACGACCCCAGUGCUGCGGACAGGAACGUGGAGAUCUGGAAGAUCAAGAAGCUGAUUAAGAGCUUGGAGGCGGCCCGCGGCAAUGGCACAAGCAUGAUAUCAUUGAUCAUUCCUCCCAAAGACCAGAUAUCGCGAGUGGCAAAAAUGUUAGCAGAUGAGUUUGGAACUGCAUCUAACAUUAAGUCACGAGUAAACCGCCUUUCAGUCCUGGGAGCCAUUACAUCUGUACAACAAAGACUCAAACUUUAUAACAAAGUACCUCCAAAUGGCCUGGUUGUUUACUGUGGUACAAUUGUAACAGAAGAAGGAAAGGAAAAGAAAGUCAACAUUGACUUUGAACCUUUCAAACCAAUUAAUACAUCAUUGUAUUUGUGUGACAACAAAUUCCAUACAGAGGCUCUUACAGCACUACUUUCAGACGAUAGCAAGUUUGGCUUCAUUGUAAUAGAUGGUAGUGGUGCACUUUUUGGCACACUCCAAGGAAACACAAGAGAAGUCCUGCACAAAUUCACUGUGGAUCUCCCAAAGAAACAUGGUAGAGGAGGUCAGUCAGCCUUGCGUUUUGCCCGUUUAAGAAUGGAAAAACGACAUAACUAUGUUCGGAAAGUAGCUGAGACUGCUGUGCAGCUGUUCAUUUCUGGGGACAAAGUGAAUGUGGCUGGUCUCGUUUUAGCUGGAUCGGCUGACUUUAAAACUGAACUAAGUCAAUCUGAUAUGUUUGAUCAGAGGUUGCAAUCAAAAGUUUUAAAAUUAGUUGAUAUAUCCUAUGGUGGUGAAAAUGGAUUCAACCAAGCUAUUGAGUUAUCUACUGAAGUCCUCUCCAACGUGAAAUUUAUUCAAGAGAAGAAAUUAAUAGGACGAUACUUUGAUGAAAUCAGCCAGGACACGGGCAAGUACUGUUUUGGAGUUGAAGAUACACUAAAGGCUUUAGAAAUGGGAGCUGUAGAAAUUCUAAUAGUCUAUGAAAAUCUUGAUAUAAUGAGAUACGUUCUUCAUUGCCAAGGCACAGAAGAGGAGAAAAUUCUCUAUCUAACUCCAGAACAAGAGAAGGAUAAAUCUCAUUUCACAGACAAAGAGACAGGACAAGAACAUGAGCUAAUUGAGAGCAUGCCCCUGCUGGAAUGGUUUGCUAACAACUAUAAAAAAUUUGGAGCUACAUUGGAAAUUGUCACAGAUAAAUCACAAGAAGGAUCCCAAUUUGUGAAAGGAUUUGGUGGAAUUGGAGGUAUCUUGCGGUACCGAGUAGAUUUCCAGGGAAUGGAAUACCAAGGAGGAGACGAUGAAUUUUUUGACCUUGAUGACUACUAGGUAGUCGACAUGGGUCCGGCAAAAUGUGCCUCACCCUCCAGCAUCCAACCCAAGGAGCAUACCCGUGGUGGAAUCCAAACAGAUCCCUGCCUUACAAUUGGAACAUUUCCAGAACUUAAUCCAUGAGCAUUGGAUAUUGAAAAGAAAACCGAAACAAAACCAGACCCAACCCUACACUUUGGUUUGUCAUGGUGUCAGCGCAGCAGCUACAACUAAAUCCUAAAUGCCACUUUGGACUAAUUUAAACAAGAAUCCCAGUUUUUACUUUUACUCGAUGGUGAAAUUGGUUGCUCUUGUAUUUUAUGGGAAAAAAUGAUUUUUUUAACCUUCAUACAUAGAAGCAAAAAUACCUUAACUGCUGUAAACCUUCAAAAGUUAAUAGAAAUGAGAUCAUACUGGUUUGUUUCUUAUUUUGAUUGGAAAAAAAUUAAAUUGCUGCAUUUCGCAGUGACCCAUUUACAUGGCAUUCUCAGCUUAGACUGCAUAAGAAGAAAUAUAUGUGGUGAAAUGUUGGAACCAUUUCUCUCUUGGUCUCUUGUUUAAUGUUGUGAAAGGGUGAGCUAAUAGGCGAUUUCAGUUUCUCUCCCUCACACUACCCCUCCCACCUCCAGACUGUCAGUUUUAAGGAUGCAAAUUGCAUUGUAAAGUCAAGCUGACACAUGAAGCAUUUAAGCCAGUGCACUGUUUACUUCCAUCUGUUUUGCAGACGCAUUUGUGCGGGGGGGUUGGGAGCCUUUAGCAUCAGUUAGUUUGAUAAGGGUAUCCCAGGAUCUUAGCCUACUAGAAACCAAUUUGGGCUGGACAUGAUGGGGCUUCUGUGCUAUUGCUGGGAUUGGGAGAAAUAAAACAUGCAAUUUAAGUGGAAGCAAAGAAA
Messenger RNA from Pteronotus mesoamericanus, 2337 nucleotides. RefSeq names its product eukaryotic translation termination factor 1 (gene ETF1). Gene Ontology annotation, cellular component: translation release factor complex; cytosol. The transcript has 11 exons. Lineage: Eukaryota; Metazoa; Chordata; Mammalia; Chiroptera; Mormoopidae. Gene Ontology annotation, biological process: cytoplasmic translational termination. The record is from RefSeq and is a predicted model, not a curated record. Bases 150 to 1463 code for a protein of 437 amino acids. Gene Ontology annotation, molecular function: translation release factor activity, codon specific; sequence-specific mRNA binding.